AUGAUUGCCCUCAAGGUCACUCCUCGUAUAUGCAUUGUAGUGUGCGAGGCGGGAUGGACAAUCUUCACCUUUGCGCAGGCCUCUGCACGUAGUAGCAGAGACAUGUACGCCUUCCGCUUCAUGAUCGGAAUAUUUGAGUCCGGCUUCUCACCGAUAAUCAUAUUCCUGUUUGGCUCUUGGUACACCCGAUCCGAGUUGGCAAAGCGAAUAGCAAUCUGGCACAUCACCGGCUUCUUCGGCUCGGCCACAUCUGGCUUCCUCCAGGCCGGUAUACACAAGUCAUUGGACGGCAGCCUCGGACUGUCAGGAUGGCGAUGGAUGUACAUAGCCUGGUACAUCACCGAAGCAGAUAAAGAGAUUGCGAUGCGUCGCUCAGCAAGGCAGGGAACCGUCCACGUCACAGGACGCUUGGAUCUGGCCCUGCUCAAGCGCAUGUUCGGAAACUGGCGCUGGUGGACCUUGUGUCUGAUGUACAUUUUUUAUGGGAACUCGUGCCAGGCAAACAGCUACUUUGCAAUCUAUCUUCGUGAGGCCGGGUACAGCGUCACUAAGCGGAACAUAAUUCCGGCCAUGGCCAACCUGGUCAGCAUGGUGACUGAUUACGGCUGGGGGUCCUUCUCGGACAUGACGGGAUCGCGGUCUAUAUGGAUUGUCGGACCCCUGUUGUGUACCACUGUCAUCGGAUCAUCUAUCCUAACGGCCUGGCCUCCGUCAGACGCUGCUAAGGUCGUCGCCUUUUUCUUCGUAUCUGGUGGUUAUACCACUGCAGUUGCCUGGACUUGGGCCAACGAGAUCAACAGGGGCAAUGCAGAAGAGAGAGCUCUGACGAUAUCGAGCAUGAACGGCCUGUUCUAUGCAACUAUACUUACGGAUUUCCUGCACAAAAGACAGCUGGACCGAGAGGCCAAGGCAGCCGCCAGCUUGCCAGCUUCUGAGCGCCUAGGACUGGAUAUCGAGCAGCACGACCCUUCGGCGCCGGUCGAGGAGGCCAAGAUUUAG
Messenger RNA from Geosmithia morbida, 999 nucleotides. Its product is annotated as MFS transporter, ACS family, pantothenate transporter. Gene Ontology annotation, molecular function: transmembrane transporter activity. The record is from RefSeq and is a predicted model, not a curated record. The transcript is spliced from 8 exons. The coding region runs from base 1 to 999 and encodes 332 amino acids. Gene Ontology annotation, biological process: transmembrane transport. Gene Ontology annotation, cellular component: membrane. NCBI's taxonomy places the organism in Eukaryota, Fungi, Ascomycota, Sordariomycetes, Hypocreales, Bionectriaceae.